UUUGGGCACCCGGUGGCCGGUACCCCACGGAGCGCUGUAGCCAGACCAUGAAUUGAACAAUAACUUACUUCAGUCCGAUCGGUGUUUGUUGAAUUCGGCAAUGGAGUCAAAGCGGCAGGUGUUCUCUGUGGAUCUUCUCGAACGAUAUGCCACAAAGGGGCGUGGAGUGAUUACCUGUAUGGCUGCCGGAAACGAUGUCAUCGUUUUGGGUACUAGCAAAGGAUGGGUGAUCAGACACGAUUUUGGAGUCGGCGAUUCUGACGAUAUUGAUCUUUCUGCUGGUAGACCCGGGGAGCAAUCUAUUCAUAAAGUUUUUGUUGAUCCUGGUGGUAGUCACUGCAUUGCCACAGUUGUUGGCAAUGGAGGUGCUGAUACAUAUUACAUGCAUGCAAAAUGGGCUAAACCUCGUGUUUUAAGCAAAUUGAAAGGGCUUCUUGUCAACGCUGUUGCUUGGAACCGGCAGCAAAUAACAGAAGCUUCAACAAAGGAAGUCAUUCUUGGCACGGAGAGUGGCCAACUGUAUGAGAUAUAUGUGGAUGCAAAGGAUAAGAUGGAGAAGCACAUAAAGUUGCUAUUUGAACUCAAGGAACUACCUGAGACUUUCAUGGGUUUGCAGAUGGAAACAGCUAUUGUAAACAAUGGAACUAGAUAUUAUGUGAUGGCUGUUACUCCCACACGCCUAUAUUCUUUUACUGGGAUUGGGUCGCUAGAGUCUGUUUUUGCUAGUUAUGUGGACCGCACAGUACAUUUCAUGGAGCUUCCUGGUGACAUACCUAACAGUGAACUUCACUUCUUUAUAAUGCAAAGGAGAGCUGUGCAUUUUGCCUGGCUUUCAGGAGCUGGAAUCUACCAUGGUGACCUAAACUUUGGCGGACAUCAUAGUUCACCAGGUGGGGGUGAAAACUUUGUGGAAAACAAAGCUCUUUUGGACUAUUCAAAAUUAUCAGAAGGAGCUGAAGUUGUUAAACCUAGUUCUAUGGCAGUAUCUGAAUUUCAUUUUCUUCUUCUUAUUGGGAACAAAGUUAAGAUUGUAAACAGGAUUAGUAAGCAGAUAGUAGAAGAACUUGUUUUUGAUCAAACACCUGAUGCAGUUUCAAGGGGAAUCAGUGGGUUAUGCAGUGAUGCGUCUGCUGGACUGUUCUAUGCAUAUGACCAAAACUCUAUCUUCCAGGUGUCUGUUAAUGAUGAAGGCCGAGAAAUGUGGAAGGUAUACUUGGACUUAAAGGAAUAUGCUGCAGCAUUGGCUAGUUGUCAUGAUCACCUGCAGAGGGAUCAAGUCUAUUUUGAGCAGGCUGAAUCUGCUUUUUCUUCAAAGGAUUUCCAACGAGCAGCUUAUUUUUAUGCAAAAAUUACGUAUGUGUUGUCAUUCGAAGAGAUAACAUUGAAGUUUAUUAGUAUAGGUGAACAGGAUGCUUUGAGAACCUUCCUUUUAAGGAAACUCGACAGUCUUGCUAAGGAUGACAAGUGUCAAAUAACUAUGAUUUGUACAUGGGCAACUGAACUGUAUUUGGACAAGAUAAAUCGGCUACUUUUAGAAGAUGACGGUGCUUCAGAGACUCACAGUUCAGAGUAUCAAGAUAUUAUUAUGGAGUUUCGUGCUUUUCUAAGUGACAGCAAGGACGUAUUGGAUGAAGCAACAACUAUGAAGCUACUUGAAAGCUAUGGUAGAGUCGAUGAAUUGGUCUUUUUUGCUGGCCUGAAGGAGCAAUAUGAGAUUGUUGUUCAUCAUUAUAUUCAGCAAGGAGAAGCAAAGAAAGCCCUGCAAGUUCUUCAGAAGCCUAAUAUCUCAAUAGAUCUUCAGUACAAGUUUGCUCCAGACCUUAUCAUGCUUGAUGCAUAUGAAACUGUUGAGUCAUGGAUGACUACUAAAAAUUUGAACCCGAGAAAACUCAUUCCUGCCAUGAUGCGUUAUUCAAGUGAGCCACAUGCAAUGAAUGAAACCCAUGAAGUUAUAAAAUAUCUGGAGUAUUGUGUGCACCGACUGCAGAAUGAGGAUCCUGGUGUUCAUAACCUGCUACUUUCAUUAUAUGCAAAAAAGGAGGAUGAGAGUGCUCUCCUGCGCUUCCUGCAAUGCAAGUUUGGGAGGGGUCGGCCAGGUGGCCCUGAAUUUUUUUAUGACCCCAAAUAUGCCUUGCGCCUUUGCCUCAAGGAAAAGCGGAUGCGCGCUUGUGUUCAUAUCUAUAGCAUGAUGUCUAUGCAUGAAGAAGCAGUUGCUCUUGCUUUACAGGUUGAUCCAGAGCUUGCUAUGGCUGAAGCAGACAAAGUUGAAGAUGAUGAAGACUUGAGAAAAAAGCUUUGGCUUAUGAUUGCAAAGCAUGUCAUUGAGCAGGAAAAAGGAACUAAGAGGGAGAAUAUCCGAAAGGCAAUAGCAUUUCUCAAGGAAACUGAUGGAUUAUUGAAGAUUGAAGAUAUCUUACCUUUCUUUCCAGACUUUGCUUUAAUUGAUGAUUUCAAAGAAGCAAUUUGCUCAUCAUUAGAGGACUAUAAUGAGCAAAUUGAAAAAUUGAAGCAGGAGAUGAAUGAUGCAACACAAGGUGCCGACAAUAUUAGAAAUGAUAUUAAUGCUCUUGCUCAACGAUAUGCUGUCAUUGAUCGUGAUGAGGAAUGUGGGGGUUGCGGGCGAAAAAUAUUAAAUGUGGGAGGUGACUUCCGAAUGGCUAGGGGAUAUGCAGCAGUUGGACCAAUGGCCCCUUUCUAUGUCUUUCCUUGCGGACACGCCUUCCAUUCCCAGUGCCUGAUUGCCCAUGUAACUAGGUGCACCACUCCAACACAAGCCGAAUAUAUACUGGAUCUGCAGAAGCAGCUUACUUUGCUGGGCAGUGAACCCAGGAAGGAGUCAAAUGGUGCCUUGUCUGAAGAUCAACCAAUAGCUAGCUUGACCCCCAUUGAGAAGAUUCGGUCACAGCUAGAUGAUGCCAUCGCCAGUGAGUGCCCAUAUUGUGGUGACUUGAUGAUCCGUGAAAUCUCUUUACCUUUCAUCGUGACUGAAGAAGUACAAGAAGUAGCAUCAUGGGAAAUAAAGCCACAUAACCCUGGGAGUCAGCCUCAGAGAAGCCUAUCUUUAUCUGCAUGAUCAAAUAAUGCUCGUGUGCGAAAUUCAUGUUUGCAUAAGAGAGAAGUAUUAGCUACAUUAGCAAAACUCGGAUGCCAAGACAUUUCAUCUGCUGUGGAUUGCCAGUCUGAGUUUGAACUGUGUGUCGUAGAAAGGCCCCAUUGGUGGAGCCCUCAGAUGCUAGCAUAUUUGUGGAGCUCUUUCUGGUGAUGAAAUCUGCACCAUCUUUAUCUCUUUCACCCUUUUCUCAGCUUCCGACAUGGUUUGUCUGCUCUUGCCUCUAUUUCCAUUGAGAUUAUUGGUUGGUGGAUACAUGUGUUUGGCAAAGCAUAUUUAAUGAGAUUAUAUGAUCAUUGUUACUAUGCUUUUUUAAAUUCUUUGUUUUAUAUAAACAUAAUAAUACAAUAUUGUGCUUAUUGUUUCUUA
This is a messenger RNA of Ipomoea nil (Japanese morning glory), 3478 nucleotides long. RefSeq names its product vacuolar protein sorting-associated protein 18 homolog. Gene Ontology annotation, molecular function: protein-macromolecule adaptor activity. Lineage: Eukaryota; Viridiplantae; Streptophyta; Magnoliopsida; Solanales; Convolvulaceae. Gene Ontology annotation, biological process: vacuole organization; vesicle-mediated transport; endosome organization. The record is from RefSeq and is a predicted model, not a curated record. Gene Ontology annotation, cellular component: endosome; HOPS complex. The coding region runs from base 101 to 3073 and encodes 990 amino acids. The transcript is spliced from 25 exons.